Messenger RNA from Triticum aestivum (bread wheat), 550 nucleotides. RefSeq lists its product as uncharacterized. The coding region runs from base 68 to 523 and encodes 151 amino acids. The record is from RefSeq and is a predicted model, not a curated record. NCBI's taxonomy places the organism in Eukaryota, Viridiplantae, Streptophyta, Magnoliopsida, Poales, Poaceae. The transcript has 2 exons.
UUUGCUUGCAUUAGAACAAAUAUUGAUGUUUAAUUAACUUUAUCCAAUCAAUGCUUAUAUAAGGAACAUGGCGCCACCACCACCACUUGAUGAGGAUGAUGACUAUGAAGACCCACUUGAGGAAGCCAUCUGUGCUCAAAGAGUGAGGCUGAGCAAACGGGAGGUGUGCAACCUAUGGGACAACUUUCUGCCACGUGCUGAGUUGAUCGGGGCGCCAUUCGUGACCCGUCUGACAAGUACCAUGAUCGAUCGACAUGUCAUGAAAUUGCCAAAGAGCCUAUCUGAGAGUUGUGGCAUCGAGGCUGAUGAAGAAGACUAUGCUGGAAUACGCCUUACCGCAAGGGGCCUCGUCACUACUUGUGCGUACGGCGUGGAAACGGACGGUCGCACACAUUUAAGCACAGAUGGGUGGAAGAGCUUCCUCGUUGACAAGAAUCUUCAUGUUGGACAGGCCAUCCUUAUUACUAUCAGGAAGACCAACCGUCAAGGCUUGAAGAUGAUGAUCGUCAUCGAUAUCAUUUAAACUAUAUAUGCGUGUGGCUGCUGAUGA